Messenger RNA from Juglans microcarpa x Juglans regia, 704 nucleotides. RefSeq names its product autophagy-related protein 8f-like. Lineage: Eukaryota; Viridiplantae; Streptophyta; Magnoliopsida; Fagales; Juglandaceae. The coding region runs from base 157 to 513 and encodes 118 amino acids. The transcript has 6 exons. Gene Ontology annotation, biological process: cellular response to nitrogen starvation. The record is from RefSeq and is a predicted model, not a curated record.
UCUAACCUUUUGAUUUAUAUUUCCUUUAGUUCAAUACUAUUUCGAUUGGUGUAACGAUUUCACGUACUUUUAUUAGCUGUCUGUUUGAAAAUUGAUUAAUCGACUCGCCUUCUUAUAAAUGCAAAGCCCCCAUAAUCCCAUUUCCUCUUUGGAAAAAUGGCAAAGAGUUACUUCAAGCAAGAGCACGAUCUUGAGAAGAGGCGUGCUGAAGCUGCUAGGAUUAGGGAGAAAUACCCUGAUAGGAUUCCGGUUAUUGUGGAGAAAGCGGAGAGAAGUGAUAUCCAAAGCAUCAACAAGAAAAAGUAUCUUGUUCCAGCUGAUCUGACAGUGGGACAAUUCGUCUAUGUCAUCCGCAAAAGGAUUAAACUGAGUGCAGAAAAGGCAAUCUUUAUAUUCGUGGAUAAUGUUCUUCCCCCAACAGGUGCAAUCAUGUCUGCUAUAUACGAGGAGAAGAAGGAUGAAGAUGGGUUUCUCUAUGUUACUUACAGUGGCGAAAACACAUUUGGGCACUAGAGCCUACUGUAGCCAUUGAUCUUUUACUUGCACUUUUUUUUUUUUUUUUAAAUAUUUUUUCACCAUAUUUCAUUUUCCUGUUGCCAUCAUCAUUGCCUUAUUCAAUGUAAUUUCGAGUAUUUUGCGUACAUGCAAAAACCUAGCUUCUAUUUUUAUUCCAUCCAAAGUAUAUAUAUGUGCAGGUUGAGAAA